Messenger RNA from Acanthopagrus latus (yellowfin seabream), 2873 nucleotides. RefSeq names its product dual specificity protein kinase CLK4-like. Gene Ontology annotation, biological process: protein phosphorylation; regulation of RNA splicing. Gene Ontology annotation, cellular component: nucleus. The transcript has 13 exons. Bases 949 to 2211 code for a protein of 420 amino acids. Lineage: Eukaryota; Metazoa; Chordata; Actinopteri; Spariformes; Sparidae. The record is from RefSeq and is a predicted model, not a curated record. Gene Ontology annotation, molecular function: protein tyrosine kinase activity; ATP binding.
UUUACGAGGCGAUCAGAUCAGACUCUGUGUCUGCGUGUUGGUCACAUCGGAGCUCGUUCCUGUAAUUGAAUUAAGCUCUGUUGUUUCCAGAAUCUAUUAGAAACUCGUCAGUGAGCCACGUGGCCUGAAAUGAUCUUUCACAGUCACACCAGUUUAUUUUGAGCGAUUCAUACGCUGCCCCGCUGCUGCAGAAAGAAAAAAACUAGAGCACUAAAAGCCAAAAAUAGUCCCUGAAAUAUCCACCGUUCACUCCUCUUUAUUAUUGUCAAGCAUGUUUAACAUGAAAUAAACCAAUAGUUCCUGCUGGGUUUUUGCAGCCUGUUACAGAACGACCUGAGCCCGGUUCACAGCCCAGCGGGUGGGAACUAUAGAUCCAAGAGGACGUCACCAGAUAUCAGACGCGCAUGACGCCUCUGCUUGUUUGUAUUUUCCGUGGCCGUCUCCAGUGACUGCUCUGAAAACCUAAUUUCUCCUCAGGGACCAUCAUGGUUUCAUGUUUUCUUCUCGCCCUCUGACGCUGCCCCUCUGGCAGGGGGGUCGUAACUAAGCCUUCUCCAAAAGGCCGGGGAAAGCCCUGGAGAUAGAGACACCAAUGGGUUUGUAGGUUGGAGGGAUGUAACACUAUGUAUAGCUUUGAAAACAGAGAAGAAGGAAUCAGGCGUUGAGGAGGCCGGAGGCUCUCGCAGUCAUACAUCACAGCCUGCGGAGGACGGAGGGUUUGAAUUCCAGGCAGAGCUCGCAGCCAAACGUGACUCUUCCUGAGUUUAUUUUAUUCUAAAUUCAACAUUUCUACAUUUACAAAGUGCGACAGAACAACAGAAUAACAAGGAAGAGAGGAAGAGUUGUUGACCUUCAGGAGAAAAGUCCCGCUUCCAAGUUCAGCUCCGACCUUAAUAAACCAGCAGCCCUCCAGGAUCCGGAGCAGAGCCCGGAGCGUCCAGCAGCACUAUGGGCAGAGAGGACAACAAGUGUGCUUCUCCGGGAGACGAUGAUCAACCCAAAACAGACGCUGACAGACGGACGGGAAGCUUCAACCAAAGCACUCUCUGCACCAGCGCAGGAAGUAGCACCUCGGCUGAAGACAACUCGCUCCUCUCUGGUCUGUCUGGUGACAAUGCUGUCAGCGCUGAAGAUGACGGAGCACAGAGGAGUCAGAGGGGAACGAGCUGUGAGGACGAUGAAGACGGACACCUGGUCUAUCACAUCGGCCUGCUGAUGAAAGAAAGAUAUGAGGUGAUUUCUACUCUGGGAGAAGGAGCCUUCGGUAAAGUGGUGGAGUGUAUCGACAGAGACAAAGACGAACGUGUGGCCGUGAAGAUUGUGAGGAACAUCGACAGUUUCAGUGAAGUAGCGAGGUCUGAGAUCUCAGUGCUGCAGGAGAUCAACAGUCUGGACGACGACAACAGAUUCGCCUGUGUGAGGAUGCUCGACUGGUUCGAGCACGGCGGUCACGUCUGCAUCGUGUUCGAGCUGCUCGGCAUCAGCACCUUCGAGUUCCUCCGACAGAACGACUUCCUGUCCUUCAGCGUGGAGCAGAUCAGACACAUGGCCUUCCAGAUGUUCAGAGCCGUCUGCUUCCUACAUCGUAACAAGCUGACACACACAGACCUGAAGCCAGAGAACAUCCUGUUUGUGAGCUCCGACUACGACCUGGUGUACAACGAGGAGACGAAGUGUAAGCAGAAGAAACUGAGGAGUUUGGAUGUGAAGGUGGUGGAUUUUGGCACGGCCACAUUUGACCACGACCACCACGAAUCUCUUGUGUCAACACGUCAGUACAGAGCUCCAGAGGUCAUACUGGAUCUGGGCUGGAGUCAGUCGUGUGACGUUUGGAGUCUGGGCUGCGUCCUCAUGGAGUUUUUCCUGGGACGUGUGCUAUUCAUGACCCACGACAGCAGAGAACAUCUGGCCAUGAUGGAGAAGGUCCUGGGACCGAUUCCCCCUCACCUGCUGAAGAAGACCAGUAAGAAGCAUUAUGUUCACAACGAGCGUCUGAACUGGGACGAGCAGGGCUCCUCGGGCGAUUACAUCAGGAAACACUGUAAACCUCUGAAGCAGUUCAUGCAGCGGGCGAGCGAGGAGGAGCGGCAGCUGUUCGACCUGCUCAGCUGCAUGUUGGAGUACGACGUCUGCAGACGCAUCACGCUGGAGGAGGCGCUGUGGCACCCGUUCUUCAGCCCGGAGAGGACACACAAGCACCAGCGCAGCUAGCACACACACACACAGUCACACACACUCACACACACACACACACACACUCACACACACACACACACACACACUUUCAACAUCUACCUUAGGCUGUAAUUUAAGAGACGCUGCAGGUGAAGAGGGUCAAACUUUAAUUGAUAGAUAUCGCAGUGAAACCAACAUUAAUGUCCAGAACAGGAACCAGAACAGUUUUAUUGUGUCGACAUAUUAGAGUCGAAGUGAAUUUCAAUCAAUCAAUCAAUCAGAAAACUGUUGCAUGUUUUUAGUAUUAACAUGUCUGUCAGACCUUCAGAAUAUAAAGAGGAAUAAAACUGUAAAGUUCAGACAUCAGCAUGAUUCUCUACAGCUGAUUAGUGACAUUAAGACAAUUAUUUUAUUCUAUUACAAGUUUUCUGAUAUUGGAUGUGAACUUGUACUGUUGACGUUUUCACUCGUGGUGUCUCCACGACGACUAAACUGUUUGUGUUUGUGGUUGUGAGUCGAUGAGUUGGAUGGUUGUAGUUUGAUUUACAGCCUCCACAGUUUCAGAGAGCAUUCCUGUCUAUUUCUGACAUCCCGUCAUCAUCCCGUCCUUGUAAAAAGUCACUUGUUAUGUUGAACAUUUCCUUGUUUUCCUCCAGUGAUUCUUUGUCAUUUGUGUUUGAUAAUAAAUAUUCUGCUUU